This is a messenger RNA of Centropristis striata (black sea bass), 3324 nucleotides long. Its product is annotated as amphoterin-induced protein 2-like. Gene Ontology annotation, molecular function: protein binding. Gene Ontology annotation, cellular component: plasma membrane. The transcript has 2 exons. NCBI's taxonomy places the organism in Eukaryota, Metazoa, Chordata, Actinopteri, Perciformes, Serranidae. The coding region runs from base 154 to 1668 and encodes 504 amino acids. The record is from RefSeq and is a predicted model, not a curated record.
CAGUUCAGCUGCAGUUUCCCUGCUUCCUCCUCACUCUGGCUGGAUCAUUUGCUGAGGGGCGAAGUUGCCGUUCACUAUGAGAGGCUUGUAAACCUGACAUGUGUACACCCAGUGAGACAGUAACCUGAGCAGCCAUCCUGAGGGAACACCAGGAUGCGUCCUAUUGCCUCCCAGCUUUUAGGCAAGACCAAGAGUGUUGGAGGCAGCCGCUGGAGCCCUGCGGCUGCCGCCCUGCUGCUCUCCCUGUGUCAUGGCUUCCCUCCCUCUGUGGCCAUUUGCCCACCCUGCUGCCUUUGUGCCAGUGAUAUAAUUUCCUGCAGCGGGCACAAUCUGUCUGUGCUGCCCUCUGAUCUCCCGAGCUAUGCCACGAGGUUGGACCUGAGCCACAAUGCUCUCACUGCCCUUUCUCUGGACUGGAUUUCCAGUCCGUUUGACCGGCUUGCCACACUAGUUCUCAACCGAAACUCCAUUAGCCGAAUUGAGGUGAAUUCUUUCACUGUGGUGCCGCGUCUCCUCCACCUGGACCUCUCUUCCAACCGCCUAACAGUGCUGAACUCAUCCGUCUUCACUGGGUUGAAGGAACUGAAAGAGUUGCUGCUGUUUGGCAACCAGAUCGUCCAAAUUAACCCAGGGGCCUUCAGCGAACUCUACAACCUGCAGAGGCUCUACCUUUCUGGGAACAGACUUACAGCUUUCCCCCUGGAGAUUUAUUGGGAACCUGGGGGGCCUCGUAAUCUGACCUUUCUCGAUCUGUCUUACAACAGGCUCUCCAAGGUGCCUGUCCAGAGCCUGCUGUCUCUCACCCGGCAAGGUGGAAUUUAUUUGCAGGAGAACCCUCUGGUCUGUGACUGUGCUUUACUGGCCUUGCUGGAGUACUGGAUGUGGAAACAGUAUCGCCCCCUGGUGGACUUCAAAGGUGAAUACCCAUGUCUAGACGGUUCAGGACCGGGAUCUGAAUGUAGCCAGCAGGUAGUUUCAGAUAUGCCCCUUGAGGCACAAACUUACCAAGUAGAGCCUGGUAAAUGGCUCAGAGUGCCAUGUCCAGGGUUGGCUUCUCCAGCCCAGGAGGGGCUGGGGGUAUUCUGGGUUACCCCCAGGACUGUGGUGAAUUCAUCAACCGAUGAGCCGAGUGCCCACCUAAUGGUUUUCCCCAAUGGCACCCUUGAAAUUCGAGCAGCCCUGAUGGAGGAUUCGGGCAUGUAUAGGUGCGUGGCAGCCCGUGGGCGCCACUACGACCCCAACGAGUCUCUGGAUGUCACUGUGAUGGUCGGAAAUGUAAGCACCGCCUCCGCCAGCGGCUUAGCACACGGCAGCGGUGCCGAACAUUUCAACACAGCGUUCACCACCCUGGCUUCCUGCGUGAUCAGCAUCAUACUCGUACUGCUCUACCUCUACCUCACUCCCUGUCGAUGCCGGGACAACCGGGGGUCGAGAGGGUGCGGCGGACGGGCCAUCAUCCUCUGUUCAGACCCCAGAGAGGUAGAGUCAGGACAGCGGAGGUCAAAUGGAAAGAGGGUGGCUUUCUUAGAGCCUCAGGCAGAGGACUCUGAUAUCAGUGGUCCGAAAACACCAGCAAUGAAUUUGGGUCAUGUUACCACUGAGGGAAUUCUCAAGAAUGGAAGUAGGACAUUAGGACAGACCCUCACAGACCCUGAGCAUGUGGUAUAACAAGACGCACAUUCCUGUAUUCAACCAGUCUGGACCCCUGCUUUACUCUCACUGUCUUGUUUCAGUACAUAAUGACAAAAUCCAUUUAAUGUGAAAAUGUACUGUGAUUCUUGUGAAGUAGUUAUGCACUGUAGGGUUUGUGUGUUUGGUCUGAAGCUGAAAAUGCAGUCCUUUUGUAGGGAGUAUUUCAAUUAUGUCUCGACUGUAAGUGGUGUCUGUUUUUUACAUUAAAAGUUCAUAUGGAAAUUCACUGCUAAUGCGGGAAAUUGUUAUUGCAAAGAUCACAAAGGUCGUAUAGCCGUGGGUGGUGUUUUAAAUUGAGCUGAGAGGAAUAAUCACACCUCAUAUGAUGAGCUACUAGAGGCAUUGAUGGUCUUUAUACAGUAUGUACUUUGUGAAUGACAUCACAGUGACCCUUGUUAUUUUUAACCACCUGUCAUACUGUUGAUUAUUUUCAAAACAUGUCUGUGAUAUGUGUGAAAUUAUCUGAACUUUGAUGUUUUGCAGAUCAUGCAGUGUCUGCUACAUGCCCUCUUCUCAUAAUGUAAAUCAAAUAUGACCCUGUGAGAGUUCCUUUAUUACAUGCACACAAAAAAGCACUGCAUGUGAGGCAUACAGUAGUCAACUGUGUGACAUUUAGAUAGAAACCUACAAAAUGUCUUUGCCAUAAAGAAUGCAGAUUUGUGUUCACUCUGACAACAAAUGCAUUUGAUAAACUCUAAUGUUUGAGAUACCAGUCUCUGAGAUUUCUGUCUUCAUCCCAAUACAAUGGAGGUAAAAGGAAUUUUGUUUGUGUUGUUCCUACAGAAGCACUGAAAGUGACAUUUAAAGCUGCAUUAAUUUUCUUCUUCUUUUUUUUUAACAAGAGCUGUGAAAGGGGUCACUCUAAGUGACAAAGAAACAAAAAAAAUUAUAACCCACCUCUACAGCUCCCCUCAACCCUCAAAGCAUUUUAGCAUACAUCCCACAACUGUCAAGUUUUGGUUCAGUCCCACCACUCUUAUCAGCUCGUUUCCAGCCACAGAAGGGAGCUAUUUCAGUGUAACAAACCCACUGUAAAACACGGUUGCCCAUUAAGUUGAAAUCAUUUUGUUUUCAGACACAAUGCUCUGUUAAUUGUGGUUUUUCAUUGUGAUAUGUUUGGAAGAGAUUGAUUAAUACAGUUUUGAGAAGAUAUACACUUUAUGUGUCAAGAAUAAAUCUCAUUGUCACAAUCAUUUCAUGGACAGAGGUCAAAAACAUUUUUAUUUCAACUUUAUGGUCGACCGUGUAUAUUUCUUUAAUCAACUUAAUUCAAAUUUCAGUUUUUAGGUCAGUUUAAUGAUAAUGUAAAAAUGUGGAGAAACCGAAGCUGCUCUAUGAAUAAUUUAUACAUUUUAUCUAUAAUUUCAUUUUGUUUAAUAUGUCAACUCUACUAGUCUUUUAUCUUUUAGUUUUCAAUUAUCUUCAUAACGUCUUAUUAGCCACAUUGCCACACCAAGUAGCUAACCAUUUUCCAUUACUUUUAGUUAUCUGUUUUAACUACGUAUCCUUUUUAUUUAUUCGCUAGCUAUUUUAACUGUUUGUCCAUUACUUUUAGCUAACUUUUUUAACUGUGUAUUGGAGGAGCGUGUCUAUGUUCCCCGGGUCCUAUGUUCCCCUCUUUGUUUGAGACUG